CAAUGUCCAAUAAUCAAAAAUUACCCAGUCAAAAUACAGAUUUAACUGUAAAAGUUCGAAAAUCUUCCGAAAAGCUAUCCGAGAAUAUACACAUUGUAGCCAAUGAUCCUUCAUUGGCAUUUUAUCGUAUCCAAGAACAUGUUCGCAAAGUUCUACAACCCAUUCUUGAUAAAAGAAUUGAAGUUAUUGAGCUACAAAAGGAUCUACAAGGACAUUGUUUCGAUAUGGAAUAUGCUGUACGUUCUAUGAAGGACAUUGAAGCAUCGGGUGCAAUAUUUUCCAAUAUACAGGAUAUGGUUAAAAAUUCAAUAUUUCUAAAGCAGCAAUUGAAAUAUGAAGAAAUCAAAGGCAAGGCGGAAAAGGAUAAUUCCAAAUCAUCGGUAUACAAGAGAUUUUCAGCCCAUUUAACACUGGACUUGCCUGACUUUACGGAGUUGACUGGGGUGAUGCGAGAAACAAGUCAUCGCAUGGAAUCGAUAAUGGCUUCCGGUGGAAGAGAUAGCAGUACACAACAAAAUUUACAAGUCAACAGUAUUGGUGAGCUGCAAAGAUCUCACACCACUUUACAUUAA
This is a messenger RNA of Musca vetustissima, 572 nucleotides long. Its product is annotated as BLOC-1-related complex subunit 8 homolog. The record is from RefSeq and is a predicted model, not a curated record. Gene Ontology annotation, cellular component: BORC complex. NCBI's taxonomy places the organism in Eukaryota, Metazoa, Arthropoda, Insecta, Diptera, Muscidae. The transcript has a single exon. The coding region runs from base 3 to 572 and encodes 189 amino acids.